Messenger RNA from Sphenostylis stenocarpa, 258 nucleotides. NCBI's taxonomy places the organism in Eukaryota, Viridiplantae, Streptophyta, Magnoliopsida, Fabales, Fabaceae. The record is from the annotation of a GenBank genome assembly.
AUGGCACUUUUGAAGGUCUGGGGAGAAGAAUGUUAUGGAGCAAGUGAUGGAGCUUCGAGUCUUCCUAUAUGUUUGCCUCUCUGCAUGACUGCAAUUUAUGCUGGGUCUGCUACCAGAAUUGUGACCAAAAGUGUGGGCGCGGGUAUGGACCAAAGUAAGUGGCCAACCCAGACACCUACAAAGAAGCGGACACGAGAGGAAACGAAGAAUGUUUUAAUUCAACCAAAAGAUACAAUAACAUACAUGGUUCACGAGUAA